Lucilia cuprina (Australian sheep blowfly) is the source of this 1189-nucleotide messenger RNA. RefSeq names its product enhancer of split mgamma protein. Lineage: Eukaryota; Metazoa; Arthropoda; Insecta; Diptera; Calliphoridae. Gene Ontology annotation, molecular function: protein dimerization activity; RNA polymerase II cis-regulatory region sequence-specific DNA binding; DNA-binding transcription factor activity, RNA polymerase II-specific. The record is from RefSeq and is a predicted model, not a curated record. The transcript has 2 exons. Gene Ontology annotation, cellular component: nucleus. Gene Ontology annotation, biological process: anterior/posterior pattern specification; regulation of transcription by RNA polymerase II; regulation of neurogenesis. The coding region runs from base 279 to 983 and encodes 234 amino acids.
AGAAAAUAAUAAAAUUAUUGUCUUUCAGCAAGACAAAAUCAUUUCAAAUGUGAACGUGUUGAAGUUAAGACGUUUCGUUGGAAGUUCUUGAAAAAAAUUCUUGUGUGUGUGUUCUAAAGAAAACGGUAGCAAAAUAUUAUUAAAUUCUAAAAAAAAGAAUAUUUAAACCAAAAAAUUAAAAUAUAAAAAUAUCAAGAAAUCAAUAUAAAAUAUUGGUGGCUAUUUGUUGUGUGCGCGCUUUAUUGUUUGUGUUGUUUUAAUUUUCUAAGUAAAAGUGAAUGAGUUUUACCGCCAGAAUGCCACCCAAUCAUCAAUUUAUGCUUAAUUCUUUACCUAUGGAACCCGUAUCGCGUACUUAUCAGUAUCGCAAGAUUAUGAAGCCCAUGUUAGAGCGUAAACGACGUGCUCGGAUUAACAAGUGUUUGGAUGAGUUAAAGGAUUUAAUGACCGGCACCUUACAAGCGGAUGGUGAAAAUGUUUCCAAACUCGAAAAGGCCGAUAUACUCGAAUUAACCGUAAGACAUUUGCAACGUUUGCGAGAAAAAAAUGCUCUAUUCGUACGUCAUAAUGAAUCAUUAAAUAUGGAGAAAUUUUGGUCUGGUUUUCAGCAUUGUGCCGCCGAAGUAUCACAAUUUCUUAAUAAAUACGACCAACAAAUAAGUGGAGAAUUAAUACAACAUAUCAGCAGCUAUGUGCCAAAUAUUAGAGCAACACCAGGUGGAGCAGUAACCUCAAACUCAGCAAUAGUAAAUAGUAGAGUAGGCAACUUUUUUACAGCUCCCAGAGCAGUAAUAAGCCGAGAAUUGACAGCAUAUAACCAAAGAAUACCAUAUAAUAAAAUAACAGUGGGGCAAAUGCCCAUCAUGCCCAUAAAUUCUCAUAAUAUGCAUAGUAAAGAAGAACCACAGAUGCCAUAUGAAAUGGGUAGAGAAAUGAAAAAAGAACUGGUAGAGGAGGGUAACAGUGUAUGGAGACCCUGGUAGAUGUUUUUUUCUUUUUGCCAAAAUAAAAUGUAUUUUAAAGAAUAAAUAAAAGAAAACUAAUUUUUAAAUUUAUUGUUAAAUAUAAUUACAUUUAAAUUUACGUGUAAAACAUGCUAAGGACUAAAGCUUUAAUUAUAUGUAUUUAAUUUUAACUUAACUUACUACCAAGUAGUUGUUCUAUAUUUAAUUUAAAUACUUUUUCACUC